GCAGGGGUUUGUUAGUUCCAGGUGGAGGCCUCUGUGGCCUGAGUGAGUCAAAGACUUUUCCUGGACAAAGAAUGGCUGCGGCCAGCGAGCCGCUGGGGCGCUGGUGAGGAAAGGAGGCGAGGCCCUUGCGAGGAUUUGCGCGCGAUCCCCUCAGCGAUGGCGCUUCGGUCGCGAUUCGGGGAGCUGCUGUCUGUUUGCAGGAAUCCUGGAUGUGGGGUCGCGGCGCUGUCGACCAGAUCCAAGCCAGCAGUGAAGCCAGAAGGGGACCCUCUGGAAAAUGAAGCUGUUGCCCCAGAGUUCACCAACCGGAAUCCCCGGAAUCUGGAGCUCUUAGCUGUGGCCAGGAAGGAGCGGGGUUGGGGGACAGUGUGGCCCUCCCGUGAGUUCUGGCACAGGUUGCGAGUUACAAGGACUCAGCAUCACGUAGAAGCGCUUGUUGAGCAUUGCAGUGGCCAGGUUGUGGUUUCAGCAUCUACUCGUGAGUGGGCUAUUAAAAAGCACCUCUACAGUACCAGGAACGUGGUGGCCUGUGAGAGCAUAGGACGGGUGCUGGCAGAGCGAUGCUUAGAGGCGGGAAUCAACUUCCUGGUCUACCAGCCAACUCCUUGGGAGGCAGCCUCAGACUCGAUGAAACGACUGCAGAGUGCAAUGACAGAAGGUGGUGUGGUGCUACAGGAGCCUCGGAGAACCUAUCAGUGAACUAGAAGAAUUGUUUGGAACGUGUAAAAUAUAUAGCUGUCAUGUAUUAAUGUCCUGCAGACAAGCAUCUGGAAGAACAGCCAGCUUGGAAGUGUUAACAGAAUCACGGACCAGCCAAAUGUUGUCAGUAGUUAAGGUUAUACCCUCUCCUCCUUGUAUUUGUGGCUUUUUUUUAAACCAUGGGCUAAAUUCUUCCCCUCUUGUGGACAUGAGAGAAGUAUCUGAGAAAAGCUGUUGCCAAUUGUUAACACUUGAAGGACAAAUCAAAUGUUGUUUGUAAGUUAAACAAUAAAGCAUACUAUGAACUUUU
Messenger RNA from Manis pentadactyla (Chinese pangolin), 1009 nucleotides. It is a transcript of the gene MRPL18, whose product is annotated as mitochondrial ribosomal protein L18. Gene Ontology annotation, cellular component: mitochondrion; ribosome. Gene Ontology annotation, molecular function: structural constituent of ribosome; 5S rRNA binding. NCBI's taxonomy places the organism in Eukaryota, Metazoa, Chordata, Mammalia, Pholidota, Manidae. The record is from RefSeq and is a predicted model, not a curated record. Bases 157 to 699 code for a protein of 180 amino acids. The transcript has 4 exons. Gene Ontology annotation, biological process: translation.